Messenger RNA from Colletotrichum truncatum, 1698 nucleotides. Its product is annotated as choline-sulfatase. Gene Ontology annotation, molecular function: sulfuric ester hydrolase activity. Gene Ontology annotation, cellular component: cytoplasm. The record is from RefSeq and is a predicted model, not a curated record. Lineage: Eukaryota; Fungi; Ascomycota; Sordariomycetes; Glomerellales; Glomerellaceae.
AUGGCUCCCGACCUCAACUCUCUUCCCUCCUCGCCAUUGGCGCAGCCCAAUGGCAAGUCAUUCAACGGCGCUGGCGCGCCCCCUGCCAAGCAACCCAAUAUCCUGUUCAUCAUGGCCGACCAACUGGCUGCACCUCAGCUCAAGAUGUAUAACCCAGAAUCUCAAAUCAAGACACCCAACCUUGAUGCUCUCGCCGCCGAAUCCGUCCAAUUUGACUCAGCGUACUGCCCCUCGCCGCUAUGUGCGCCUUCGCGCAUGAGUCUGAUUACGGGUCUUUUGCCCAUGAAGAUUGGCGCCUACGACAACGCCGCACAGAUCUCAAGUGAGAUUCCCACCUACGCGCAUUACCUGCGCUUGAAGGGUUAUCAGACGGCCUUGGCUGGUAAGAUGCACUUCAUCGGAGAUCAGCUGCAUGGCUACGAAACCCGUCUCACCAGCGACAUCUACCCUGGUGAUUUUGGCUGGGUCGUCAAUUGGGAUGAGCCUGACACCCGACUCGAGUGGUACCACAACUCCAGCUCCAUCCUUCAGGCCGGCACCUGCGUGCGAAGCAACCAGCUGGACUACGACGAAGAGGUCAUGUACCGAUCUACCCAAUUCCUCUAUGACCAUGUCCGUGAGGGCCCUGAGAAACGUCCUUUCGCUCUGACGGUCUCUCUCACCCAUCCACAUGACCCCUACACCAUUGAAGACAAGUACUGGGAUCUCUACGAGGAUGUCGACAUUGCGCUUCCCAAGGUCCGCAUCCCCAAAGAGGAGCAGGAUCCUCAUAGUAAGCGUCUCAUGAAGGUCUGUGACCUUUGGGAUUACGACUUCACCGAUGACCAAAUCAAGCGGGCGCGGCGUGCCUACUAUGGCGCUGUCAGCUACGUCGAUGACUGCGUCGGGCGGCUUAUAUCCGUACUGAAGAAGUGCGGCCUGGAAGACGACACCAUCAUCGUUUUCAGCGGCGACCACGGCGACAUGCUUGGCGAACGUGGCCUGUGGUACAAGAUGAGCUACUUUGAGUCCUCCGUCAGAGUGCCUCUGUUCGUGCGCUACCCUCAGCAAUUCGAGCCCCAUCGCGUCACGAAGAACGUCUCGACCCUCGAUAUUCUCCCGACUUUGUGUGAUUUAGUGGGCACAAAGCCCGCUCCUGGCUUGCCGAUGGAUGGUGUUUCCCUGCUACCUCAUCUUGAGGGCAAGGAGGGCCACGACAAGGUGUACGCCGAGUACACGGGUGAGGGCACCGUCAGCCCUUUGAUGAUGAUCAGGGAGGGUCCAUGGAAGUACAUUCACUGCCCCGCUGAUGGAACGCAACUUUUCAACCUUGAGCACGACCCCCUGGAGCUUGUCAACCUGGCAUCCGACAAGGCCAUUGCUGCAAAGACCCUUGAGGCGGAAGCCAAGGCUAAGCUGGAAGAGUACACGGCCGAGACGAAGCGCAAGUGGGAUUUCGAUGCCAUCACAGAAGAAGUUCUCCAGUCUCAGCGCAAGCGUCGCCUCGUGUGGGCAGCUCUGACCAAGGGUGCUUUCACUAGCUGGGACUACAACCCGGAGGACGAUGGCAGAAUGAAAUAUAUCCGCUCGCAAAUUCCACUUGAUGAUCUCGAGCGCCGUGCUCGUUACCCACCCGUUGACAAAUAUGGCCGGGAGAUUGACCGGGCCGUUGCCGGCCGCCGAAUUUUGGUAGACCAAGCUGGAUCUCAUGGACAGUAA